Messenger RNA from Rosa chinensis, 801 nucleotides. Its product is annotated as ribonuclease T2-like. The transcript has 2 exons. Lineage: Eukaryota; Viridiplantae; Streptophyta; Magnoliopsida; Rosales; Rosaceae. The record is from RefSeq and is a predicted model, not a curated record. Gene Ontology annotation, biological process: RNA catabolic process. Gene Ontology annotation, molecular function: ribonuclease T2 activity; RNA binding. The coding region runs from base 1 to 801 and encodes 266 amino acids. Gene Ontology annotation, cellular component: extracellular region.
AUGGCCGAGGAUAGUGAUGAGAAUGGAAGCAAGAAGAAGGUGUUUGAUGUUCAGAGGAUUGCUGCAGCUGGAGCCAGCCGGUUGCUGCUGUUCACUCUUCCGUUGGCAGAUUCUCAGAAUGUGGAGCACUUGAGAUUGGCCCUGACCAAUCCAAAUGCUUAUUGCUCAUUAAGGGCUUGUGUUGCACCUAUUCCACAGUCUUUUACUCUUCACGGACUAUGGGAUCAGAAUUUUGUAAAGAUUAGUGGAAUAACCCCCUUGAAGUCAAUUCAUCUAAGAGCAGUUUCAACUCAAGAUCUUCUCACCUAUUGGCCAGACCUGUCUGCAGAUCGAGCAACCCAUGGGAGACUCAACUGCUUUUCAUUUUGGAGGCAUGAAUGGGGAUCCCAUGGUGCACAUAUAUGUGCAAGGUUUGGCUGCAGAAGAAUCGACUAUUUCAAUUGGUGUCUUAAACUUGCAAGCCAAUGCAUCAACGACCUCGAAGCUCUUUUUGCCAAAUACGGGAUUAUUCGGGAUGGAAAGACCAUGUAUGAUCCAAGAUAUGUACGCAGCAUUAUCUUUCGAGAGCUAGAGGUGCAGGUGUUGGUGAUAUGCAAGCCUCUGCGUGACAGUUACAUUCUCUUUGAAAUUCAUUUUUGCUUGGAUAUGACAUUGGACUUUGCGGAUUGUACCAACUGGUACAGGGAGGAUGCGAGUUAUGUGGAGUGCUAUGGGGAAGGCUAUAAUCUGCAGCCAAUAGUUUUCCCUUCUGAUCCGCUUCCACUUGAAGAAAUGUCUGAGCCACUUCGUGGAGAACUGUAA